UUCAUCACAAUCUCUUGAUUCGUUGUAUAUAAUCACAGAUGUUGAUCCAUGAAUUUAAAAUAUUUUAUAAUUCACUAGUCUAUUAGUUCUUAAGGAUAUUGAACUAUUCCAAAACAGUUAUGCGAAAUUAAUUUGCAGUACUGUUUUCAAUAGACCCUUCCGUUCAUGUCUGGGAUGUCCGUUUGUGUAAAAGUGAAAUCACGCAAUUCGAGUUCCGCGAAUGAUGUUACCAUUUAUGACUUUGCUAACUCCCUGAAAACUGGGGCUCGGUUUUCUAAGGCAAAUAAGCUAGCUAUUUGUACGGUUACCGAUGAAGAGGCUGAUGAUGAGACUCCUGACAAUGGCUCUAGAAAAAUUACAGAAGAUUUAACCGCACGGGACACCUUGUAUGCUGAUUACGUUAUUGAUAUUUGGUAUCUAAUAUCGGAAUACAUUCACCCGGAAGAUAUUGCCCGCUUCGCGCUUAUCUGUCGCAAAACGGCGGAAGUUGUUCAAUCUGCUAAGUUCUGGAAACACCUAUACUGGAAACACUAUAGUCACAAUAUAGAACUCCCGCGACGACUCCAGCCGGAGUUUAUGGUGCUACAGCGAGGUCUACGAGCGCGUACAAUACGAUCUCUUUUUUACUUCUAUACGCCUUUUAUCAAUCGCAUUACUGCGACAUCGUUUACCGAUCCUCAUCGGGUAGAAGGUCGGCAGAUGAUAUAUUCCUGGUAUUCGAAAAACAAAACGGGUUGGAACUACUAUUUUAAGCUGAGGACACGGCUCAUCACAGGAAGUCGCGCUGCAAAAUCGGCUAUGUUGCAACGAUCGAAGGACUCGCUCGAGUACUUGCAAGAUACGUACAUGAAUCCUGAAGAAGGCUGCCAAAUUCUCAUCGUAAUAACGGAUUCGAUUCAUAUUAUUCCUCAAUUUCACGAGCAGUUGUAUGUCAAAUCGAUCACGCAAACGUUGGCUCAAGGGAUGACGAAGUACAAAGUGAGGCUGCAACUGGCUAACUACUGCCAGCGAGUUGUGGACGAACUCACAUUCGUACCAGUUCGACAGGUACGUGUUUUGGAUUGGUGGAAUCCUGAGUACUAUCGUGAGGAUUCGACAAUCAGCGAGCGGGAUCUAAUAUCGGAGGAGCAUGAAGAUGAGAUGAGUAACGAAUAUUGGGAUGACUAGUUGGGAGGAAACAUUCUGUAUAUAUAUGUUAAAUAUAUGAUAGAAAAAUCA
Messenger RNA from Toxorhynchites rutilus septentrionalis, 1218 nucleotides. RefSeq names its product transmembrane protein 183 (gene fsd). The transcript has 2 exons. NCBI's taxonomy places the organism in Eukaryota, Metazoa, Arthropoda, Insecta, Diptera, Culicidae. The record is from RefSeq and is a predicted model, not a curated record. Gene Ontology annotation, cellular component: SCF ubiquitin ligase complex. Gene Ontology annotation, biological process: regulation of protein stability. The coding region runs from base 166 to 1167 and encodes 333 amino acids. Gene Ontology annotation, molecular function: protein binding.